AUGAUCAGGCAAAGCUCCAGCGUGAGAGCCAGCGGCGGGGGCAGGUCCUACAGCACCGCCUCAGCCAUCGUCCCCUGCAGCAGCAGGGCUGGCUUCAGCUCCGUCACCGUGGCACGGGCUGGGGGAGGGGGAGGUGGGUUUGGAAGGCUCAUUGGAGGGGGUGGUGCCGGUGGGUUUGGCAGCAGGAGCCUCUACAACCUCGGUGGUAGCAAGAGGAUCUCCUUCGGUGUCGGCAGCAGCUUCCGCGCCGCCUUCGGGAGCGGAGCUGCCUCUGCUCUUGGAGGUGCUGGUGGUAGCUGUGGGAUUGGGGCGGGGGGAGCUGCUGGCACUCUUGGGCUUGGGCUGGGUGGUGGAGGUGGUGGAGGGCUUGGCUUUGGUGGAGGUGGUGGAGGGCUUGGCUUUGGUGGAGGUGCCGGGGGGCUCAGCUUCGGUGGCGGACCAGGAGGCGGUGGAGGGUUUGGCUUCGGGGGGCUGGGAAGCUUCAGCGGGGGGCUGGGGGCCAGCAGGAGCCCAGCAGGGUUUGGUGGCAGCCCCCAUGGGGUUGGGACAAUCCAAGAGGUGACUGUCAACCAGAGCCUCCUGGCACCACUGAACCUGGAGAUCGAUCCAAGCCUCCAGCAGGUGCGGAAGGAUGAGAAGGAGCAGAUCAAGAGCCUCAACAAUAAGUUUGCCUCUUUCAUUGACAAGGUUCGCUUCUUGGAGCAGCAGAACAAAGUGCUUGAGACCAAAUGGACCCUGCUGCAAGAGCAGGGGCAGAAAAACACUGCAGGCAAAAACAACCUGGACCCACUCUUUGAGGCUUACAUCAACAACCUGAAGAGGCAGUUGGCCAACCUGCUCAACGAGAGGGGACGCAUGGAUGGGGAGCUGAAGAACAUGCAGGACCUCGUGGAGGACUUCAAGAACAAGUACGAGGAGGAAAUCAACCGGCGCACGGCAGCAGAGAAUGAGUUUGUGGUGCUGAAGAAGGACGUGGAUGCUGCUUACAUGAAUAAGGUGGAGCUGGAGGCCAAGGUGGAUGCCCUGACCGAUGAGCUCAGCUUCCUCCGAGCCCUCUACGACGCGGAGCUGGCACAGCUCAGUGCCCAGGUGUCAGACACUGCUGUCAUCCUCUCCAUGGACAACAACCGGGACCUGGACCUCAGCAGCAUCAUCGCCGAGGUCAAAGCUCAGUACGAGGACAUCGCCAACAGGAGCAGGGCUGAGGCGGAGGCUUGGUACCAAACCAAGUUUGAGGAGCUGCAGGCCACGGCUGGCAGGCAUGGGGACGACCUGCGCAACACCAAGGGGGAGAUCUCGGAGCUCAAUCGCUUGAUCCAGAGGAUCCGCUCCGAGAUCGAGAACGCCAGGAACCAGUGUGCCACCCUGCAGACUGCCAUCAGCGACUCGGAGGAGCGCGGGGAGCUGGCCCUCAAGGAUGCCAAGGCGAAGAUGAUUGAGCUGGAGGAUGCCCUGCAGAAAGCCAAAGCUGACAUGACCAGGCAGCUGAGGGAGUACCAGGAGCUGAUGAACGUCAAGCUGGCCCUGGACAUCGAGAUUGCAACCUACAGGAAGCUGCUGGAGGGGGAGGAGAGCAGGCUGAGUGGAGAGGGACUCAACCCCAUCAGCUACUCUGUCAUCAGCUCCAGCUCAGGCAUGGCUGGUGGAGCUGGCUUAGGAGGAGGAUUUGGUGGACUGAGUCUAAGUGGAGGAGGUGGUGGAAGCAGUUUUGGCCUUGGAGGAGGAGGUGGAAGCAGUUUUGGCCUUGGAGGAGGAGGUGGAAGCAGUUUUGGCCUUGGAGGAGGAGGAGGUGGAGGAGGCUACAUCCUUGGAAGUGGAGGAGGACUUGGCCUCGGGGGCGGCAGUGGUCUCGGAGGUGGAUUCGGAGGAGGCAGUGGCCUGGGCUAUGGUGGAGGUGGUGGCAGCAGCCUGAGCACCAGCGGAGGGAAUUUCAGCUCUGGAAGCUCAAAAGGCACCAACCCAGGUGUGAAAAUCGUCUCCAAAACCUCCUCCAGCAAAAAGAGCAUCAAAAGCCAAAGCCUGAAGAACGCUGCCCAGCCUGAAUAA
Molecule: messenger RNA, 2046 nt
Organism: Indicator indicator
Lineage: Eukaryota; Metazoa; Chordata; Aves; Piciformes; Indicatoridae
Product: keratin, type II cytoskeletal 5-like
Exons: 9
Coding region: 1-2046 (681 amino acids)
Biological process (GO): keratinization; intermediate filament organization
Cellular component (GO): keratin filament
Molecular function (GO): structural constituent of skin epidermis
Source: RefSeq, a predicted model, not a curated record